AUGCUGAUUGAAAAAGUCAAUGAAGCAGCCAGCUUGGAACUUGAGAGACAAAACAAGCCCAAGGGGAUCAAAGGCAAGGGGUAUUCUGAGGACAGCAAGGCCCGCGGGGCCGAGGGCGGCAAGGCCCGUGGGGCCGAGACGCAGCCCAAGGGCGAGCUGCAACCCAAGUACCCGGGCAAGAGCACACCUACACGCAACAAGAUGGGCCAUUACGCCAUCAUCAAGUUCCUGCUGACGACAGAGCUGGCAGUGAAGAAGAAGCCCGACAACAUGCACUUGCCCCAACAGUGUGUAAAGGCUAUACGGGGAUCUUUGUCUUUGCGUGUGCGUAGGGAGCAUGGUGCGUGCGACGGCGCCAGCGUCACCGUGGUGCAGGAGUCUCCGUGCAAGCCUCUCCACCGAGCCGCGGGCACCCAGGACGUGCGCCGCAGCCCGCGGCUCCACUCGCGCCGCUCCUCCUUCUACGCCGCCUCUCAGCCGCUCUCUCGCGCCGCCGCCUCCGUCUCAACGCAGGAGGCCGCCGCCGCCACGCAGGGCAGCCAGGCCGGCAGAGAACGCUCCAUGUCGCCGCGUAAGGCCGCCGCCUCCUCCUCCGCAGCUCCGUCUCCACGCAAGCUGCUGUUUGCGGCGACCCAGCAGAGCCCCGACGCCAUCGCCUCCGACCCACGGCCGUCCCGGCAUCUCGCCGGCGGGGCCUUCCAGCGGGACGGCGCCCUCCUGGGCCGCGUGCGCAGCCCCUCGAAGCUGUCGCGCCGCCUCUUCGCCCCGUCGAGCGCCAGCGCCGCCGCCACCACAACCGGGCCGCGGCCGUCCGCCGGCCCCUCCGGCCCCCCGCGCGCCAGCGCCGCCAGGAGCCGGCGCUCGCGCCGCACUCCCUCCAAAGUGCGGUUCGAAUCGAGCUGCUCGACGACGACGACGACGGAGCCGCCGCCGCGGUCACGCAGCCCCCGCACGCCGUCGCGGGCGCCGGGGCGCGCCGACGACGACGGCGGCCCGGCACCCUCCCCGCCCGGCACGCCGCCCCCCUGCCGCAGCCCCCGGUUCUCGCGAGGCUUCCCCUGCACCCCCGGCACCCCCGGGACCCCCGGGACCCCCGUGUCCUCUACAAGAUUGCCCCGCCGCCUGACCCCCACGCCCCAGACUCCUCGCAGCGGUCGCGUUCCUGGAACCCCCGAGACCCCUGGUGUGGGGCACGUGGCGAGGACCCCUCGCACCCCUCGUACCCCACGCACCCCUCGUACCCCUCGUACCCCUCUCACCCCUCUCACCCCUCGCACCCCUCGUACCCCAUGUACCCCACGCACCCCUCGUGCCCCUCGCGCCGUGUCGAUGGAGCGUGGCGUCGUCCCCUGGACGCGUCCACGCCAGUCUCCCGGCGGCGGCGGGAGGCGGGCGCCGGCUCGGUGCUUGCCGCGAACGCGCAGCGAGUGCUCGGACCUGCUGCGCUCGCCCCUGAUGACCCCGGCCAAGAGGCAGCUGGCGCUUCCGCCAGAGUUCCCCGGCGGAGUCGGAGAGGGGCGCGACGAGAGGCCCGCGCCGAAGACGCCAAAGGAACGACCGCCAGCGCCGCUCGGAGGCGACGCCGCCGCCGCCGCCGCCGCCGGCAAGACGCUCGCGAGGGGCUCACGGGAAUCGCCGCCGACGCCUCCACGCGUGCCGGAGCACGGAGUUGGGACAGCGUCACGGGCGCCAGCACCGGAGAUCAGGAGGUCUCCCAGGAGGUCUCCCAGGAGGUCUCUCGGGAUGUCUCCCGGGAGGUCUCCCGGGAGGUGCCCGAGCGGAGGGGGCGCCGGCGCUGGAAGCCGCGUGGAGACGGCGCGUGGAGACGGCAGGAGGAGUGGCUCGGCCGACCGAGGGGCGGCAGAAAGGGGUGCGGGAGAACGUGGACAGGAGCCGGAUGGUUUCGCUUCCAGAAACGCUGCGAGAGGGGGGAGAUGGAGCGAGGAGGAGGAUGUGGAGGAUGUGGAGGAUGUGGAGGAUGAGGAGGAUGAGGAGGAGGACGCGUUGAACGAGAUGACGCUUUCCUCGUCGCCCGCCGGUGCCGGGAGCCUCGCGUCACCCGAGUGGGAGUUGGCGUCGCCGCGCGGCAAGCGAGAGGGCGUGGGCGUGCGCCUGCGCCGAAAGCCGACGGGCGCCGGCGGGGCGCCGGCGGAGACCUUGCUGGAGCCGCCGCGGCCGUCGCCGCUUCUUACCCCCCCCGGCGGCGGCGGCAGCUACUCCCUGCGGCUCACGGUGGACCGGAGGCAGCGGCGCGCCGAGGCCUUGCAGUCCUCGCCGGCGGCGGCGGUGGCCGCUGGCGCCUGGCACCCAAGCGCCACUAAGGACGCUCGACGCCAGUGCGAGGAGGAACCGUCGCCGCCGGCGCUGCUGCCGCGGGGCUCGGGGCCGCUCGAGCCGCGGCUGAAGCGCGCCGGCUCGUGGGAAUUGAACGAGGACGGCCGGGACCGACCGCGGGCACCGGUCGACGACGACACCGCCGCCGCCACAUCGCACCACCGCUGCGGCCGGCACUCGUCGCACCGGCGGCUGGCGGAGGCCGGGGAUCAACGUACGCCGCCGUCGUGCCGCGUGCGCCGAGCCUCGGCCUCCCCGAGCCCGCGCCGCGUGCAGACUCGCAUCUGCCACGCGCUCACGCCGCCCGCGUCGUCCUCCACGCCCCCGCAGAGCGCCGGCAGCGCCGCGAGCGCCGCGUCGCCCGCGCAGAGUCCAGCCAUCCGGCGGUGGCCUCGCAAGAAGCGGGCGGGCGGCGGCGCUUCUCCCGCGGCCCCCGGACUCAAGCCGGCGCCGUGGGACGGCGGGCUCGGCGCGGCGGAGGCGGACGGCGUGUUUGCGCUGCCCGACAGCUCCCCGCCGAGGGAGGCGACGUGGGGAGCCCGGUGGAGCGGCGGUGCCGGAUACGGCCUGGGCUCCCGGUGGGGCGGCUCCGGCGGCGCCGGCUUCGGCCUGGGCUCCAGCAGGAAGAGGCGAGCCGGCCGCUGCCUCUCUUCCCCGGUGGAAGAGGAGGAGGAGGAGGGCGGCGACGCCGCGGUGCCGUGGGCGGCGCCGCAGUUGGCCAAGCGGCCGCGCUCGGAGACGGAGCGGGGCUGGUCCUCCCCGAGAGGGAGCGCCGCCUUCUCGUUUACCGCCACCGCCGGCGGCGCCGCCGGCGGCAGCGACGACAACGUCUUCUCGAGCCCCGCAGGAGGGAGACACCGGGAGCUGUCGGCUCGCGGCCUCCUGGCGCUGACGCAGUCACCCAUCAUCCGUCCCCCCCCAAUCCUCGCGAGCGCCGCCUCCACCCCAACCACGGAGCCCAAUGGCGCCACCACCACCAGCAGCAGCAGCAACAGCAGCCAGGGGUCUCCGGCAGCUGAGCUGUCGUCCGUGCGGCACCGAGGCCCCGGCGCCAGGACGUACGGAAAGAGGAAGCUGCCCUGCUGACGCCAGCAACAAUGCCGGCGGCGCCAGCAGCCGGGACGGCGCGCACCGAGGGGGGUCGUUGCCCCGCGGCACUGCUCCUGGCGUCGCUGUGCACAGCGACCUCGAGUGGGGUGCCCGGCUCCGCAUCGGGUGUCCACCCAGAGAACUGAGGAUGAGACUCGUAGACUCGUGCAGAGACGUGUCAACUCGCAGAGACUCAUGCAGAGAUCCGUCAACUCACAGACUCUCACAGAAUAAGUAUUCUGUACUUUUAGUCGUCCUCAUCAUCAGCAGCAGUGGUCAGUCCACUGCUGGAUUAAAGUUUCCCAGGUCGUUGCCACUACCUGCCACGAUCCUCGUUCGAUGUGACGCCGUGGGUCUCGGUUCACAAGCCGUCAGUCGCUGGGCAUCUUGACGUGACUCCUGGGUGCCUCGGUUGCUGUGCAGUGCCGCCUUGCCUGCAGGGUUGGUAUAUCUUGCUGCUCGGCAUCCGUCGCGGGGUGCUGGGUGUCAUUCGGAGGAUGCUGGGCGUCAGUCCCAGGGUGCUGUGGUCCCACGUCUUGGCAAGGUUUCGCUGUGGCUGUGUCGCGGACUUGCGGUGGGGGUUAAAGGUCACCUUGGGGGGUUCAGUGGAUGUCGGGCUGGCAAGCGCUCGAACCAAUCAACUGUGCAAUUUUGUUGUUGUUGUCUUCGUUGUCGUUGUUGUCGUGGUUGUUGUCGUCGUUGUUGUCGUUGUUGUCGUUGCGUUUGGAGAAGAUGGACGCGUUCCUCGGGGCGUCCUCACCGGCGCCGCGUGGGCCUUGCUCUCGGAGCGCCACUGCCGUGUGCCGAGCGAAGAGUUUUCUUUUACGAAUAAAAAAGUGACAUUUCCCCCGCCUGUCCUGCCGCCAUGGAAAACGUCCACAGCAUUGGACCUCCG
This is a messenger RNA of Lethenteron reissneri (Far Eastern brook lamprey), 4318 nucleotides long. Its product is annotated as nascent polypeptide-associated complex subunit alpha, muscle-specific form-like. The record is from RefSeq and is a predicted model, not a curated record. NCBI's taxonomy places the organism in Eukaryota, Metazoa, Chordata, Hyperoartia, Petromyzontiformes, Petromyzontidae.